Messenger RNA from Cynocephalus volans (Philippine flying lemur), 1837 nucleotides. It is a transcript of the gene PGRMC1, whose product is annotated as progesterone receptor membrane component 1. The transcript is spliced from 3 exons. Bases 66 to 653 code for a protein of 195 amino acids. Gene Ontology annotation, cellular component: endoplasmic reticulum; endomembrane system; membrane. The record is from RefSeq and is a predicted model, not a curated record. NCBI's taxonomy places the organism in Eukaryota, Metazoa, Chordata, Mammalia, Dermoptera, Cynocephalidae.
AGGGAGGAGAGAGCAGCGAGUUCCGGACCUCUUCCUAGCCCGCCCCAACCUUUGCUCCAGAGAUCAUGGCUGCCGAGGAUGUGGUGGCGACGGGCGCCGACCCGAGCGAGCUGGAGGGCGCCGGGUUGCUGCAUGAGAUUUUCACGUCGCCGCUCAACCUGCUGCUGCUUGGCCUCUGCAUCUUUCUGCUCUACAAGAUAGUGCGCGGGGACCAGCCGGCGGCCAGCAGCGACAGCGACGACGACGAGCCACCCCCGCUGCCCCGCCUCAAGCGGCGCGACUUCACCCCCUCCGAACUGCGGCGCUUCGACGGUGUCCAGGACCCGCGCAUACUCAUGGCCAUCAACGGCAAGGUGUUCGACGUGACCAAAGGCCGCAAGUUCUACGGGCCCGAGGGGCCGUAUGGGGUCUUUGCCGGAAGAGACGCAUCCCGGGGCCUUGCCACAUUUUGCCUGGAUAAGGAAGCCCUGAAGGAUGAGUAUGAUGACCUUUCUGACCUCACUCCUGCCCAGCAGGAGACCCUGAGUGACUGGGACUCUCAGUUCACUUUCAAGUAUCAUCACGUGGGUAAACUGCUGAAGGAAGGGGAGGAGCCCACUGUCUACUCAGAUGAUGAAGAACCAAAAGAUGAGAAUGCUCGGAAAAAUGAUUAAAGUGUUCAGUGGAAGCAUAUCUAUUUUUGUAUUUUGCAGAAUCAUUUGUAACAUUCCAGUCUGUCUUUAAAACAUGGUGAUUUCAUUAUUUAGAAAAGUUUUGAACUUGCAGUAAAUUUUUUAAUUAUCACUGGUGACACUGAUAAAAUUAACUUCUGUCUUAGAAUGCAUGAUGUUUAUGUGUCACAAAUCCAGAAAGUGAACUGCAGUGCUGUAAUAGAAAUGCUAAUACUGUUUUUCUUCUAUCUGUAGUUAGUACAGGCUGAAUUUAAAUUUGUUUUUCCUGAGAGACAGGUAAGACUUGGGUAUUUCCCAAACAGGUAAACAGGUUAAAUGUGCACCAAGAACAAAGGAUCACCUUUCAGUCAUGAUGUUCUCUAAAGGUAGCAAAUCCCUUUUUUCCUCAAUUGACUUAACUGCAUUUCUGUUUUAUCUACCUCUAAAGCAAAUCUGCAGUGUUCCAAAGGCUUAUGUAUUGAUCAAAGAGAGCUGUCCAGUAACAAAAUGAAACCUCAGAGUUGGGCUCAGUUGGGAAAAACAUAUUUACUGUGUUUCUGGACUGUCUUGUUCUUGCCCUCAUGUGGACGCUCAGACACCCUGACAAACACAGCAAUCUAUGGUUAGGAUUAAAACAGGAUCUGAACAUUCAGAAGAAAGCUUUGGAAAAAAAUAGCUGGCUUGCCUAAAAACCUAAGUAUAUGAAGAAGAUUGUAGGGUUAUCUUUCCAGUCCCCAUGUUCAUGGUGGGGCAGUAGUUAUUUGGUUAUUUUACACAAUUUGAAAUGACAGAGGGAGUACAGAACAGGAACUGGUGUUUGCUUUCCUAAGAGCCUCCGCACACACCCGCGAAGAGUGAGGAAACAGUACACGUUGCUAGCGGAGUGGUUUUUAAAGUGUAUUCAUAAGGUAGCAGUUAUUUUGUUGUUACAAAACUAUAGCCACUGCAAAAGUAGUAGUCAAGUGUCUAGGUCUUUGAUAUUGCUCUUUUGGUUAACACUAAAACUUAGCUUAAGUAGACUAUACAGUUGUGUGAAUUUGUAAAAGUAUUAUAGGAACUAGUGAGGUUUCAAACUCUUGUAAUUGUAGUUAAAUAGUCAUUGUAUUUUCCUGUGAACUGUGUUUAAUGGUUUUACCUCAAAUCAAAAAACAAGAUGAAGUGCUUUGGUCAGUUAAUAAAAUGGUUUU